This is a messenger RNA of Symbiodinium sp. CCMP2456, 426 nucleotides long. The record is from the annotation of a GenBank genome assembly. Lineage: Eukaryota; Dinophyceae; Suessiales; Symbiodiniaceae.
GCCCACUUGGAUGGUUUGGAGAAGCAGCUGCGGCGCCAGUGGAAGCAGCUGGCACGGCAGCGUCGGAGGGAAGCCGACAACACUGUGGUACCUGUAGGGGGGAGCGAAGAGCUGCCGAGCAGUGUGCUGGAGACGCAAAGCCUGAGUCCAAGCUUCGGGCUAGUGGCCGAGACAUUGGCACAGCAUGUGCUGACAACAAGACCAGCUCCAGAAGCGAGCGUUCACUCAGCAGAUGCGAGUGUUGAGCCAGACAACAGCAACACGGAGACACAGAAGCCAAGUCCGCCAGAUCCUCCAAAGGAGGAGCAUGUGGAGGAGACUGGCAGCUCACCAGAGAUAGGCAUUUCUUUGGAUGUCGACGCGGAGCAGAUGGGACCUCCUGCCCAGACUCGGGAUAUGGAGCCCGGACUAGUAAGCGUCCGGUGA